Thermochaetoides thermophila DSM 1495 is the source of this 918-nucleotide messenger RNA. RefSeq lists its product as uncharacterized. The transcript has 2 exons. Bases 1 to 918 code for a protein of 305 amino acids. Lineage: Eukaryota; Fungi; Ascomycota; Sordariomycetes; Sordariales; Chaetomiaceae. The record is from RefSeq and is a predicted model, not a curated record.
AUGUCAGCAAAGCAAAUCCCUGUCCAUAUUUCACCUGUCCACUUCGUAAAGAAGACAGAAAACCAGCCUAACAAAAAUCACUCUCCGCCGGCUGAGCCUAUCCGGUUUCUGAUGAUAAUCCUCUGCCAGCUGCUGGAUCCUCAUAAGACCUUGCAGGCCCCCAACAAUGCCUCGCAGCCAUGGAAGGAUAGAAUCGAGAACCUUAAGUGUGAUGUUAUCGAGAAGCAGGGACAACAUCUGGGCCAGUUUUUCAAGCCUGUGCAAGAUUACAAAACCGAGGACUCUACGCAACAGGGCUCUUUCACAGAGGAAUUGUCCACAGUUGAAUCAGGUUCUCGCGUUUUGGUGGCUGUUGUGAAUUCCUCCAAGUCAGAUUCCCUGCAUGAAAUCAUUGACAUCAUCAAGGAAUCAGCUGGCGAUGAUAACGAGGAGAUCUACAAGUUGGUGAAGGAGAUGGAACCGAUUGCCAAUCAACUCAUCCAAGAGUUCCAAGAUAAGCUUAAUCUCCAUGAAACAAUCACAACUCUUCUGAAAGAACGCAAGGAUAUGGGCAGUUAUCCUGAUCGUGAGGCUCUUGUGGCCUGGAAGAAAAAGGUUACCGACUCGAAGAGCGAGCUAUGUCAAACUGCCGCGGACAUUAUCGACCUUGCCUUUAAAGACGUCACCACCAUCAUUGAAAAUGCGGACGAGAGUGUCCAAGAUCGCCUGGCGAGCAUUUGGCUUGCAUUUACCGAUGAAUUUCGAACAAUCUGGGGCGAACAGACUGCUGAAGUGAUUGCCGACAUCGAAACCAGUUUCAAGGCAAAGCACAAGGAGCCUAUCUCCCGCAUUCUUUUGCCACUUAUGACCGCUAUUGCUAGCCUAUUUUGUGUGAUGUGGAAGUUCAAUGGGCUUUUCUUCAGCAUCUGGAAGCGUUGA